Messenger RNA from Phymastichus coffea, 3003 nucleotides. It is a transcript of the gene Hakai, whose product is annotated as E3 ubiquitin-protein ligase Hakai. Bases 221 to 1630 code for a protein of 469 amino acids. The record is from RefSeq and is a predicted model, not a curated record. Gene Ontology annotation, molecular function: ubiquitin protein ligase activity. The transcript has 6 exons. Lineage: Eukaryota; Metazoa; Arthropoda; Insecta; Hymenoptera; Eulophidae. Gene Ontology annotation, biological process: regulation of cell adhesion; protein ubiquitination.
CUAUAUAAUUAUAUGUGUAUAUAAUUAUAUUUUCAUGUGCUCCGAAACUCUAUAUAUAUAUAUAUGUAUAUUCGGUGUUGGAGUAUGUACGUUUAAUAAAUUUAUCUGAACGUGAGCUGCAUUUAAUUCAAUAGAAUAAUAGAAUAUCUAAUUGUGAAUUAAUAUCGUUAAAAAUAAUUUUAUUACCGUACAACGGCAUAUUGACCUAUUCUGUGGUAAAAUGGAUGGGGAAGAAGAUAAUAGUAAAAAAAGUCGCAAGGCCUCUAGAGGUCGUACUAGGGGAAGAGGAAGAACAAAAACUAAAGGGCGCACUAAAAAAGCUGUAAAAGUUAUUGAAAGUGAUGACGAUGACAUUCCUCAAGAAGAUGACAGCGCAAUGGAUACUAUCACUGGUGAGUCACAACCACAAGAGGAGGUACCCCAAACUCAAUCUGCACAAGUACCACAAGCACCACUGGCACAGCCUGUGCAUGUAGCACCACCAGUGCAACAGCCACACCAAACUACUCACCACACUCCUUUAACUCAUCAACCUAGUAUGGAAACACAAUUUGAUUUGGAGGCUGAUAUUUCUCAAUUAGAAGCUCCAACAUUCACAACUAUCAAUCGAGGACCACCUGAACCAAUGCUAAGGUUAAGAUGGGACCAUCGUGUUAAUUUGAUUGGCGAGAAAGUUCUUAAUCCAAUGAUUCACUGCUGUGAUAAGUGCUUGAAACCUAUUCUAAUAUAUGGUCGAAUGAUACCUUGCAAACAUGUAUUCUGUUUGGCUUGUGCAAAGAAGGAAGAUAAAGUCUGUCCUAGAUGUAUGGAAAAAGUUUCAAGAGUUGAACAAACUGGUCUUGGCACUGUUUUCAUGUGUACACAUGGUGGUACAAGAUAUGGUAAUGCUGGAUGUCGAAGAACAUAUCUUAGUCAAAGAGAUUUACAGGCUCAUAUAAACCAUCGACACGUAGCGGCACCACCACCACCACCACAAGUGCAAAAUAUACAAUUGGAUGGUCCACCAGCGUAUAUGCAACAUGCAAAGAAUGAUAUGUACAUAGAUCAGCAACACAUGCCAAAAGGUGUACCAAACAAUCGCAUGAAGCCUAGCCACUCAGUUCCUCCGGUGGUGAUGGGCAACGAUCCACGUAUUAAUACAGUUGUCAAUCAACCACCCACGUCUUUGGAUCACAGACAAGUUCCACAUCGACAUUACUCACAAAGUUCGGUCGGUUCACAGCAACAGUCCAGCAGCGCUCCAUUGCGCUCGAACCUUAUAACUGUGCCCAUUCAGGAUACUACUCCUUUAACUCCGCAUGAAUUGCCACCGCAAACUCAUCAUUACUAUCAUCCAGAUAAUCAUGUUAAUGCUAACUUGACAGCAAGACAUGUGGUAUUAUCUGGACAACCUCCGCCACCAGUUCCUCAGGUGAACUAUGGUGGAUACAAUGUAAAUCCAACAGUACAACCUCAGCAAUACUACAAUCCUCAGAUGGCUUACGUAGCACCGCAGCAACAGUAUGGAGUUACUUCAGCACCGAGGUCAGCGUACGUGCAGGAUGCUACUUAUGUACCACCUCAGCAACCUCAACCGCCACCUCCACAACAGCAACAGUGGGGCCAGCAUCAACAGCAGUUUUACAGAUAAAAUACUGUUUUAUAUAGAGAUCCAAGUGGAGUGCGAGAUAUAGUUAAAUAGCAUUCGUUUGGAUUUGCUCGAGACAAUGAUGCUUGUUAGAAAUGUCGAUCUAUAUGGUCUUCGUCCAAAAUUCGCUCAAAUUCAACGACUUUUGAGAGAAAUGCUAGUCACGUGUGUAUUAUGCGUAAUUUCUGCACGAGCAGAGGUGAAAUUCGGGCUAUCUCGGAGCAAUUACCUGAAGAAUUUGUCGUAUAUAGCAGUUUUGCACGAGUUUCAUAUGAACGUCUUUUUAAUGAGGAUUGAGUUAAGUGUGAUUCGUUGAGUGUACAUACAGCUAUUGACUAAAAUGUUUGUCGAUUGUUUAUUUUUUUUUGAAGAUUGUACUCAUUCAUCGAUCAUCUCUAUUAUUAGCCUGGUAAUAUUUUUAUACAAUAAUUUAUCGAUAUUGUCUACCGUAAAACUUUUUUAAUUAGUAUUAUUUUAUUUUAUUUUUUUCAUUCAUAUAUAUGUACUGCAAAAUUUUAAUUGCAUUUUUCAUUUAAGUUCAAGUUAUGAGUUUAAAUAAUUGACUUUUAAUUACAUCCUAAUAUUAUGAUUUAUAUUUUUUUUCUAAAAUAUCAAUUCAUUAAAACAAUUUAUAUUUUGAACAGGACAAAGUUUAAAUUAGAGAUCUAUUUUGAGUUAUAAGCGUGAGAUAAAAAUGUUCAAUCUAAUGAAUCGUAAAACAUUGAUACGAAUUUAUUGAAACUGUAAUGAUCAAAAAUGUUUUUUUUUGUUAGUGAUUAUGUUUUACUUUAUUCCAAAAUUGUUUUUCUGAAGUUCAGUACUAUGUACCGAUAAUUUAAGCUUAAAGUUUCUUAGUAAGCGUCGGGCAACAGUAAAUAAUUGUAUAUACAUAACGGUAUUUUGAAACUGUUUUGAACUUGAAAAUUAUUUCUAAUUAUUAUUCUGUUUUAUAAAACUUAUAUAACUAUAAAAAUCAAUUUUUCAACGUAUUCAGAAAAUCCAGUUUUCAGUAUCAAUUUUUUCACAGUAAAUCAUUCUGAAUGGAUAACGAAGUAUUCAAAAUGACAUCUCUGUUGUCUGCAGAUAUUGUAUGACAAUUAUUUUAAGCAUACAUUUAAAGUAUGGAAAUGAGAUAUAUUGAGUUAAAUAGCAAAAGUUAGCUUUUAAAAGAAUUUGCUGUGAAGAGCUGAUAUUGUUGAUAUAUUUUAUAUUUUUCAUCAGAUGAGAACCAACAAGCGUGCAUUAAAGUUGUACAGCAAUAAACAGAAUUUUGCAAACUCGCUUUGAUGCCUUUCUUUUACUUUUAUUACUCUAUUACCAUGACGAAAUCAAGAGAAUAAUUAUAAAUUUAUUAUCUUAUUUAUUAUUAAUAAAAU